AUGUCCAACUUCCUUUCUGGAAGGAGACUGUAUCGAUGGAUAAACUUUUCCGCUGGCCUUGCUAUAUUCUUCUUCGGUUAUGAUCAAGGGAUGAUGGGAGGAGUGAACACCUCUCCAGACUAUGUUCGUGUCAUGGGUUUGGGAACUUCUUCGUACGAAGGACCUUCUGAAGGAUAUGUUGUUAACAUUACUGAACCCACCAAGCAAGGUGGAAUCGUUAGCAUCUACUACUUUGGUACCCUCAUCGGAUGUGUUCUAGCGGGCAGUCUAGGUGAUAGGAUGGGGCGCAUCAAAACAAUGUACAUUGGUUGCCUUUGGAUCAUGUUUGGCGCUGCGCUUCAGUGUUCUGCGCAGAAUAUAGCAUGGAUGCUCUGUGCACGAGUGAUAAACGGUAUCGGAACAGGAUUUCUCAAUGCUAUCGUUCCCGUCUGGAGUGCGGAGGUGGCCACUCACACAUCAAGAGGCGCCUUCAUAUCCUUAGAAUUUACCCUCAAUAUUUUGGGUGUCGUUGUGGCUUACUGGUUAGAGUUCGGCCUUGGCUUUGUCGGCGACGGUCGUUCGCAGGUCAGAUGGAGAUUUCCUAUCGCCUUUCAGAUCAUACCUGUGAUAAUGUUUAUGGUCUCUUUGCUCUGGAUGCCUGAGUCCCCGAGAUAUCUCGCCAAAAUCGGUCGUGUUGAAGAUGCUAGAAAAAUAUUGCACCGCUUACGAUCAACAGACGAUCACGACAAUUCGUCAGAUGAGAAGCUUCACCACGUCGCGGAUCAGGAGCUGAACGAUAUCCUGCAAGUUAUCUCGCUCGAGAAGAAACACGCGAAGAUGAACAAUUAUUGGAAUAUGUUCUGGGGUAUUGGUUCAGGGGAUUUACAUAUCGCUAGGAGAGUUCAGCUAUCGAUCUGGUUGCAAAUUGUUCAGGAAUGGGUAGGUAUAGCUGCUAUCACUGUAUAUGCACCUACUAUCUUUGCCGAAGCUGGAUAUGGUGCUAGGAAAGCACAGUGGUUAUCCGGGUUGAAUGACGUCACCUACAUGAUUGCUACAUUAUGGAAUGUUCUCCUUAUUGAUAAGUGGGGCCGUCGAGUUGGAUUAUGGUGGGGAGCCAUUGGGCAAGGUAUAGCCUUGAUCCUUGCCGGAGCCUUCGCUCGUCUGUUAAAAGAUAAUCCUGAAAAAGCGGCGCAGUAUGGUGGCGCGGCCGCCUUCUUUGUCUUUCUGUAUACAGCAAUAUUUGGCGCUACCUGGCUUGCUAUUCCCUGGGUAUAUCCUACCGAGAUUUAUCCACUUGAAGUGCGUGCUAAAGGCAAUGCUUGGGGCGUCGUUGGUUGGAGCAUCGGAAACGGCUGGCUCACGCUCCUGAACCCCAUCAUGUUCAACAAGAUCGGGGAAAACACUCUACAUAUAUUUGGAGCCGUUAACUUCUUGACAAUUCCUAUGGUAUGGGCACUGUACCCAGAAACUGCUAAUCGAACACUGGAAGAGAUGGACUUAUUAUUUGCCAGCAAAAGUCCCUUUGUUUGGGCCGAGGAAAAGAACUUUCGCAGGCUCAAAGCUGAGAUGGAGGCAAGUGGAAAAGGAAUCGAAGAAGUUGUCGAGGGUGCAGAAGUUACUGAAGUUUUGAAUGAGGAUUUAGAUGCGAAAGCCUAA
Lentinula edodes (shiitake mushroom) is the source of this 1635-nucleotide messenger RNA. Its product is annotated as general substrate transporter. Gene Ontology annotation, cellular component: membrane. Gene Ontology annotation, molecular function: carbohydrate:proton symporter activity. The record is from RefSeq and is a predicted model, not a curated record. Gene Ontology annotation, biological process: carbohydrate transport; transmembrane transport. Lineage: Eukaryota; Fungi; Basidiomycota; Agaricomycetes; Agaricales; Omphalotaceae. The coding region runs from base 1 to 1635 and encodes 544 amino acids. The transcript is spliced from 12 exons.